AACCUACAGUUAAUAUUGGGUUAUCACAGAAAAACAAAGCACCCGAAUGAGAAGCAGCGGUUUAGAAGCUCUACCGAACGGCCGAAUAAGAAGCUGCGAAUAAGUUGGCAACUUCAUAAAACGACGCGAAUAAGACGUCAGCGACAGUCUCGUUACAUCCUCUCUGACUCAUUCGAAGAUUAUUCGUUUAUUUGAUUUUCUCGGGAAUUUUGCUUCCGUAGAGUUAUAUUUAUCACCUGGCUAACUUAUAAAGAGAGUCUCUCACUGACGCAACUUUCAAAACGCAGUCAUUCCUUUAGUCACGGGAGAAAGCGCAUUUUUGGGUGGGAACUAUUCUGUGUGACCGAUAACCAGACGCUUUCUAUUUAAUAAAUCAUUUUAUGAAAUAAAAGAUAAGAGAGUGGGGCGAAUUGGGAUCAAAUUUCCCUUACUUUAUAGACUGGCUACUGCGGGAUGCCUACAUUCAUUCAUUUUGCUCAACCCAUGUCAAACGAUCGAUUUUAUACGAUGAUGUACCUGCCAAAGACUGCCUUAGCUCGUUGUAAUACGUCUUUCUUUCUGAUUCCAGAGUUCAGCAUGUUUUUUCUUGUAUCUGUGUGGUUCUUCGCCGUGACAGAUGCCUUUGAGGUGAUUGCCCCCAAAAGUGAGGUGAUAGCAGCUCGUGGGCUACCGGUUGUUUUAGGGUGCAGGUACACCCCAAACGCUGACGGGAACCUGGAUGGCUUGGUCGUGACUUGGCAGCGGGUGGAUAACUCCCAGGUGGUGCACAGCUUCUACUACAACCAGGAUCAGCUCGAUCGGCAGAGCCCCGGGUACAGGAAUCGCACCGCUCUGUACCACUCGGGGCUCGGGUCGGGGAAUGCCUCUCUAAGGCUGGAGAGGGUCCGACCACAGGACUCUGGCGGUUAUCAGUGCUCCGUCAGCAACCUGAAGGGAACGGGCAGAGCCACUGUCAAUCUGACAUAUGCUGCUUUCUACACAGAGCCUGCGCUCAGCAUAACCCUCCAGUCCACCGGCAUCUGCGUCCAGUAUGAGAGUGAGGGAUACCCUGAGCCAGAGGUUCAGUGGGUGGAUUCCAUGGGUCAGAACCUGACCCAUCACCUGGAGGUCAUUCCUCAGCCCAGGGAGGAAGGGCUCCUCUUCCUCCGAACCCAUGUCCUUCUGGAGGAUUCUUGCCCAGCGGUUAACUUCACCUUCAGCCUUAAAAACAGGGUCCUGGACCAGGAGCUGGCAUGGCCCAUGAGCUUCAGCUGCGCUGGCCGAGGAUCCUCUACGAGAGAGACUAUUUUUCUGGUCUUGUUUAUUAUUUUUCUGCUUUUGUUUAUUUGCUUGGCAACGUUUCUUGUUUUGCACAGGAGAGGUCAAAACUUUACCAUGUGUUUUAAGGAAAUGAAUGGAACACAUUGAUGGGGAUGUCCUCUGACUCUAAAUAGAUUUACAGACAGCGAUGACGUCCCUUUGAAAGAAGCUGGAGCAACAAAUCUGUUUCAGCAUCUGCCUCAUGCUUUUCAGUCAGUGCAGCUUUAUCAGUCUAGCAUAUAAACCCUUUCAGCGUGGAAACCAACACUACAGAAGCUGCUAGCACACUCUCGUCCCCUUCACCCUUGUCACCGUGGAGGUUCUCUGCACAGAAACCGUCACCUCUGUUUGACAUCUGUGGAACCUUUGCAUCAUGUAACCCCACCUGUGGCCUCAUUAAAGCUCAUGGCUCUUUCGUCAGGUCCUGAUCUUCAUCAAGCCACUGUACAUCCACACGUACAAGCUCCUUAAGCUGCAACGUGCUUGGCUGCUCUGCCAGUGAGAGCACUUAAACCCUGAUACAGAGCCAUGCUGAUUUGGACAGAAAACACUCUGGACCUUGCCUUUCACGACACAAUGCCAUUCCUAGCUACCUCCACAACACCAGUAGCCUAGAGGCAAGUAGCAUGUAUGUAGCAUGCAGGUAUUAGGUGGUUUCCCUUCCCUUCAGUCCUCCAAUCCUAUUUAUAUUGGUUAACCUUAGCAUGCAGAACUGUGUCCAAGAGACCCAGCAUGGUUUUUGUUUUCCAGUAACUACGUCAUACAACAUGGCUUGCUCAGUAUUGUUAUGACAUUUUAAUUUUAUAAUCAUCUAUAAUUCCUUAAAUUCUUAUCACUACCAUAAUACUACUGACUUCAGGGAUUGAAAUCAUCGAUUACGUGCAAGUGUUUUACAUUUUAAACAAAAACAGAACAGUACAUUGAGAAGAGACAGGAACCAAGUGGUUCAGCCAGUUAAGGCGCUUGUUUCAUGCAGUCUGAGGCAUACAGCUCAGACCUCUCUUUCAGUGUGAGCUUUGUUAUUCUCCGACAAUAACUGGGAGUCCGUAGGGGUGGAAUACAAUUGGCUUCAUUCCACCUUGCCUUCAUCUGGCCUCAGUGCUUCUAUAGGAGUAUAUAUAGAGGGUAUGCAAAGAGCCCAAUCUAUUGUGUUCCCACCCAAACUUGAGUGAAAGGGAGGACAGUAUCAAAUACAAUACUAAAAAUAAAAAACACUGAAAGGAUAUUUUACAUAUAUUAUUAUGUUACAUCUACACUAUUUAUUGUAAUAUUUAACUAUACUACUUAAUUGUAUUUUCUGUUUUCCAUGAGAGUGUUAAGUCAUACUCUGACCCAAUACUGACUUGCUGAAGUCUGAAUCUGAGUUUCAGUGUACAACAGACGCACAUGAUUUUAAUUGUUAAUUGUAAUGGUAAUUCUAUAGAUUGAUACAGCUACGGCCUUCCUCUUGGACAAUACAGAGGUGUGCUGAUAUCACAAACAUAGAAUGUGGUCAAAUAGAGCGUGAAGCAAAACACCAGACAGCAGAAAAGCAUAAAAAUAGGUAGAAGCUGAUUUGGUGAAAAUUAAAAAUGCCAGAUUUAUUUCUGCUACACGUGCAGCAAACUCACUACUUUUGGAAAUGAUAUGUCGUAACCAUGCUGGUGCUAUAAUAAAGGUUCGGAGAAGUCAGGCACUGUUGAGGCACGUAUCCCGUCAGAUGUUUACUGUCAGCUUGUGCCAUAAGCGGUCCUUUUUAUCGUGUGAAAGGAAUGAGGAAUGUGUGAAAUUGCAUUAGCCAAUCAGGACAUGAUGUUUAAAAGUGCAUUUUUCCGUAGUGCUUGUUGAGCAAUAGAAUUCUGUAAAUGAUUGGAAACUGUAACAGAUACAAGGUCAGGGGAAGAGAGUGGCAUAUGAAUGUAUAGAAAGAAUGACCAAUUUUUGAGUAUGUUUUGUUAAAAAAGUAAUAAAAUCAUUGUUAAAAUGGUUAUUUUGUUAUACUUGUAAAAUGAGUCCACAUUAAUACGUGUACUGUUUUUGAAAUAAUGGCAACAGAAACCACUGUUAAACGUGAGUUUCUUUUACAUGACAGUCCAAAUUCAUGUGAUUAAGUACAAGUUUUGUACCCUAGGUACUGGUUAUCCAUUACCGUAAGUUUGUAAUGCUUCAACAAAACCCAGAAUCCACUGUGACGUGCAAGCCAAUAAUGCUGUUCUGCAACUGACCACACACAAUGUUCUUUCAGUGAGACACCUGUCACAUUAAACCUCACAUUAAAGAACUGCAGUUUGAUUGCAAUUGCACUUUGAGAAGAACGUGUGAAGAUUAUUUAAUUUCAGCUGUGUCUGUCGAACAUAUUAAGCUUGUCAUUCAUUACGGUAAAAAUGUUAAAUGAUCAAAUGCUGCUGUGCAGUAUCUAUCUAAACUUUGCCUAAAUUUCUUUAUUUUUCACUCUUCUGUAACAAGUUGAGGUCCAGUGAGAUCAACCAUUUCCUGUAAUUCAAAGGUGUAUGCUGUCAUUAUGCCAAACCCCAUGCUCCAUUUAUCUAGAAAAAGAGGAAGAUGAGAGAUGCAGCUGAAGACAGGUGACAGCAAUGCAUUUUCAGCAUUUCAUUAUUCGUGUGUAUACACUUGUUUUUAUGGUUUGCAGUGUAUGUGUGUGGAGUUUGUACUGUUUGUACUUUCUCGCUGCAGAACAA
Molecule: messenger RNA, 3977 nt
Organism: Megalops cyprinoides (Indo-Pacific tarpon)
Lineage: Eukaryota; Metazoa; Chordata; Actinopteri; Elopiformes; Megalopidae
Product: CD276 antigen-like
Exons: 4
Coding region: 454-1407 (317 amino acids)
Source: RefSeq, a predicted model, not a curated record